AUGGCCGCUACUCUGGCAGAGUUGCUGGCAAAGUAUAAUAAUACGUUUGGCAACUGUCUUGUCCAUUCUCACUGCAAGCUUGCCGAUGGGGAGAUGAUGCUCGCCAAGGAAGACGUCUCCGAGCCAGUGCAGCUGGCACUCAUCGAACAGUACUACCCCGAACGCUGGUUAGCUAAUGGUACGCCGUAUGAGUUCUCGACUCUCAAGACAGAUGACCCACCGCAAGAUCUCGUCGAGGAGUUUUACCGUAUCACACAGGGUUUCGGUCUACAGAACAUUCUUGGCUUCUACCACAUUAAGGGAAGUCAAGAUGCCCCCGCUGUUAUUGAAUGGACCGAAGGCUGGAAGAAUCUUACUCGAGCUAUGACGGAAGAAGACAAAUCUGCGCAGCCGGUACAAACAGCUUGGAACUUUGGGCGUGGCGGCCCUAUCACCAUGGCUUGCACGAUUGUCUGCGAUACUCGAACCACACGUAGUGGAGCCAGCAAUGCGCACAAAGGUACUAGAACCCAGCUACCGCUUAUCAUGCGUUCUAACCCCUGUUCGAAUGCAGGCACUCAGAGCCACCCGAAGACUGAGGAUUCCAUUUAG
Messenger RNA from Metarhizium acridum CQMa 102, 591 nucleotides. The record is from RefSeq and is a predicted model, not a curated record. NCBI's taxonomy places the organism in Eukaryota, Fungi, Ascomycota, Sordariomycetes, Hypocreales, Clavicipitaceae.